Molecule: messenger RNA, 2715 nt
Organism: Huiozyma naganishii CBS 8797
Lineage: Eukaryota; Fungi; Ascomycota; Saccharomycetes; Saccharomycetales; Saccharomycetaceae
Gene: RNR1
Product: ribonucleotide-diphosphate reductase subunit RNR1
Exons: 1
Coding region: 1-2715 (904 amino acids)
Biological process (GO): DNA replication; deoxyribonucleotide biosynthetic process
Cellular component (GO): ribonucleoside-diphosphate reductase complex
Molecular function (GO): ATP binding; ribonucleoside-diphosphate reductase activity, thioredoxin disulfide as acceptor
Source: RefSeq, a predicted model, not a curated record
AUGUAUGUUAUAAAAAGAGACGGUCGCAAAGAACCUGUCAAGUUUGACAAGAUUACCGCGAGAAUCUCGCGUCUCUGUUACGGGUUGGACCCGCAGAGGAUCGAUGCCGUCAAAGUCACGCAGAGAAUCAUCUCUGGUGUCUACGAGGGUGUCACCACGUCCGAACUGGAUAACUUGGCCGCCGAGACGUGUGCUUACAUGACCACCGUCCACCCAGACUACGCCACUUUGGCAGCCAGAGUGGCCAUCUCUAACUUGCACAAGCAGACCACUAAGCAGUUCUCGCAAGUCGUCGCGGAUCUGCACGAUUACAUCAACCCGGCCACUGGUAAACACGCUCCAAUGAUCUCUGAUGAAGUCUUCGACAUCGUCAUGAAGAACAAAGAUGCGAUUAACUCCGCGAUAGUCUACGACAGAGAUUUCCAAUUCAACUAUUUUGGGUUCAAGACUUUGGAAAGAUCGUACCUGUUGAGAAUCAACGGUCAAGUCGCCGAACGUCCACAACAUUUGAUCAUGAGAGUCGCUUUGGGGAUCCACGGGAACGAUUUGGAGUCGGUGUUCGAGACUUACAACUUGAUGUCCCUAAGAUACUUUCUACACGCCUCCCCAACUUUGUUCAACGCCGGUACUCCAAAGCCACAGAUGUCCUCUUGUUUCCUGGUCGCCAUGAAGGAUGACUCUAUCGAGGGUAUCUACGACACUUUGAAAGAGUGUGCCUUGAUCUCCAAGACCGCAGGUGGGAUUGGGUUGCAUAUCCACAACAUCCGUUCCACUGGCUCCUACAUCGCUGGUACUAACGGUACCUCCAACGGGUUGAUUCCAAUGAUCCGUGUGUUUAACAACACGGCUCGUUACGUCGACCAAGGUGGUAACAAGAGACCAGGUGCAUUUGCCCUAUACUUGGAACCAUGGCACGCAGACAUCUUCGAUUUCAUCGACAUCAGAAAGAACCACGGUAAGGAGGAAAUCAGAGCUAGAGACUUGUUCCCAGCUUUGUGGAUUCCUGACUUGUUCAUGAAGCGUGUCGAAGCUAACGAAGACUGGACUUUGUUCUCACCAUCCUCGGCUCCCGGCCUAUCGGACAUCUACGGUGAUGAAUUCGAAGCCUUGUACACCAAGUAUGAAAGAGAGGGUCGUGGUAAGACCAUCAAGGCUCAAAAACUUUGGUACUCUAUCCUAGAAGCACAAACUGAAACUGGUACCCCAUUCAUGAUCUACAAGGAUGCUUGUAACCAGAAGAGCAACCAGAAGAACUUGGGUACCAUCAAGUCCUCUAACUUGUGUUGUGAGAUCGUCGAAUACUCAGACCCUAACGAAACGGCCGUCUGUAACUUGGCCUCCGUCGCUCUACCAGCGUUCAUCGAAACCUCAGAGGACGGUACCUCCUCCACUUACAAUUUCAAGAAGCUACACGAAAUCGCUAAAGUUAUCACCCGUAACUUAAACAAAGUUAUUGACCGUAACUACUACCCUGUUCCAGAGGCUAGAAGAUCGAACAUGAGACACAGACCAAUUGCUCUUGGUGUCCAAGGUCUAGCCGACACUUUCAUGCUGCUAAGAUUGCCAUUCGAAUCUCCAGAAGCCCGUUUGUUGAACGAACAAAUCUUCGAGACCAUCUACCACGCCUCCCUAGAGGCCUCCUGUGAGCUGGCUCAAAAGGACGGCACCUACGAAACUUUCAAGACCUCUCCAAGUGCUCAAGGUGUUUUGCAAAUGGACAUGUGGAACGCCAAGCCAUACGGUAUGUGGGACUGGGACACUCUGAGAGACGACAUUGUCAAGCACGGUUUGAGAAACUCAUUGACCAUGGCCCCAAUGCCAACUGCCUCCACAUCUCAAAUUUUGGGUUACAACGAAUGUUUUGAACCAGUCACUUCGAACAUGUACCAACGUCGUGUUCUAUCCGGUGAGUUCCAAGUUGUCAACCCAUACUUGCUACGUGACUUGGUAGAUCUGGGUAUCUGGAAUGAAAGUAUGAAGCAACAUUUGAUUACCGCCAACGGUUCCAUUCAAUCUCUACCAAAUAUCCCACAGGAACUGAAGGACCUAUACAAGACCGUUUGGGAAAUCUCUCAGAAGCAAAUCAUCAACAUGGCCGCCGACCGUUCUAUCUACAUUGACCAAUCGCACUCCAUGAACUUGUUCCUACAGGCCCCAACCAUGGGUAAGAUCACGAGUAUGCACUUCUACGGGUGGAAGAAAGGUUUGAAGACCGGGAUGUACUACUUGAGAACCCAAGCUGCCUCUGCUGCUAUUCAAUUCACUAUUGACCAAAAUGUUGCUGACCAAGCCGGUACAACCAUCGCUGACAUGGAUAACUUGAAGCGUCCAACUUACAGUUCUGCUUCCCCAAUCUACACGCCAAGUGAACCUCGCAUAGAAGAUCUUUCUGCUUCAAGACCAACCUACAACUCUGCUCCAAAGGAGAAUGAAGAUACCGUAGAACCAGCUGACAAGAGGAAGCAGCAAGCCGCCGCUUCUUCUCAAACUAGCCCCUUCAGACAUUCUUCUCCAACUCCAUCCAACGAAUCCGCCAAGAUUGAGGACUCUCAACCGGUCACUCCAAUCACGUCCAUCCCAACAGCCACAGAGGACAAGAAGCAACCAGAUACCUCCAAGGAGGCAAGCGAAGAAAAGGAAUUUGACAUCUACAACGCUAAGGUGAUUGCAUGUGCAAUCGACAAGCCAGAGGCCUGUGAAAUGUGCUCUGGUUAG